GCACCAAUUAUCAAGAAAAUAAGCAAUGCCAAAUAAAUAAACCCAACUUCAUUAAUACAAAAUUUAGGACAAAGAAGAGUAUUUGAUUCCCUCUUUGGCAUUCCAGAAUUCUCUCUCUCUCUCUCUCUCUCUCUCUCACACACACACACACACACCUUUACUUUCUUCCCUACAGGCUCUCCCUUGGGUAUACUACUCAACCUUCCAUAUUCACCUCUACCCUCUUUGUCUCUUUCACUUUCUUCUCUUUUGAAAAAACGGUUUGUACUGAUUACCAUGUAGAAAAGAAAAAAAAAAAAAAAAAAAAAAAAGUGGCAUCACAUUGUCUGUGGGGUCUCCUACUUAAGUGGGUUUCCUACAAAUUCAGAACCUUUGAAAUCUUCUGUGUUUGAGCAUUUUGCUCUUUGAUGUUCUACUGGUGGGAAGAACAACAAUGAUGAGGAAUAGGAUUGUUUUGCUUCUCAUUCUUGUUGUUUUGUCUGGUGGGUUUUCCUCAGCUUCAGCCACACCUCCUCCUGCAAAAAUUAUAAGUGGGGUUGUCUCCAAUGUGGUGUCUGCUCUAGUUAAAUGGCUGUGGUCCCUGAAACCCACCACCAAAACUGUAUCUUCUAGCCGUUCAAUGAUGAAAUUUGAGGGUGGGUUUACAGUGGAGACAGUGUUUGAUGGAAGUAAGAUGGGAAUAGAACCAUAUUCAGUUGAAGCAUCCCCAAGUGGAGAACUAUUGGUUUUGGACUCUGAGAAUAGUAACAUCUACAAGAUCUCAACUCCAUUGUCUCGGUAUAGCCGGCCUAAGCUGGUUGCUGGAUCACCUGAAGGGUACUCUGGGCAUGUUGAUGGGAGGCCAAGAGGAGCAAGAUUAAACCAUCCAAAAGGCCUGACAGUUGAUGACAGAGGAAACAUUUAUGUUGCAGACACCAUGAACAUGGCUAUCAGGAAGAUAAGUGAUGCUGGUGUGACGACUAUUGCCGGUGGAAGAUGGGGUAGAGCUGGUGGGCAUGUUGAUGGCCCAAGUGAAGAUGCAAAGUUUUCAAAUGAUUUUGAUAUCAUUUAUGUGGGAAGUAGCUGCUCUCUUUUGGUUAUAGAUAGAGGAAACCAAGCAAUCCGAGAGAUCCAACUCAAUCAUGAUGACUGCUCUUCCCAAUAUGAUGGUAGUUUCCAUUUAGGAAUAGCUGUCUUGGUUGCAGCUGGAUUCUUUGGUUAUAUGUUGGCAUUGCUUCAGCGUAGGGUGCGGGCAAUGUUUUCUUCUAAAGAUGAUAUAAGAACUCCCAUAAAUAGAGUCACACCAGUUCCGCCAUAUCAGAAGCCCCCUAAGUCUGUCAGACCUCCUUUGAUUCCAACAGAAGAUGAAUUUGAGAGACCAGAAGAGGGCUUUUUUGGUUCCAUUGGGAGACUUUUCCUCAAUACCGGCUCAUCCAUGGCUGAAUUAUUUGGGGGAAUAUUUUCAAGCUUCAGAAGGAAACCUCUUCAUUAUCAGAUUCAGCAGCAAUAUCAUCAAGGGUACAAACAAACAAAUGCAUGGCCCAUGCAAGAAAGCUUUGUGAUUCCAGAUGAAGAUGAGCCUCCAACAAUAGAAACCAGAACCCCAACACCAAAGAGAACCUAUCCAUUCAUGACUAAGGACCUGGAGAAAAACCACAACCACCAUUAUAAGCAAAGUCGGGCUUACUAUAAUGGAUGGGAUGAUGGGGAAUAUCCUAAGCAUCAACAGCAGCAGAUGCAGCACCAGCAACAACAACAACAGCAGCAUCAUCAUAGGCAUUACUCGUCGAGCCCAAAAACUUACUACGAGCAGAAUUGUGAGACAAAUGAGAUUGUGUUUGGUGCAGUUCAGGAACAAGAUGGACGGCGUGAAGCAGUGGUUAUAAAGGCUGUAGAUUAUGCAGAUCCUAUGUAUAAUCACCACAAUAUUCGACCACGUUUUAAUUACGUGGGUUACUCGCAUGAUUAUUGAUCUUCUUUUACUACAUCAAGGGACAAAAAGUGCACUUCCAUUUUUAUAUCAGAAAUGCGAAAACCAGGCUAAGGAAGUAAAUGGGGAAAGGAGGCCUUCACUGUUUAUUCCAUUUUUUCUUUUUUUCUUUUUAGGGCAACUCUCCAUCGUUUUUCCUCUAUAAUAGCAUAUGCAACAAAAGUAACAUACUAAAUUUUAUUUGUAUUUUCUUUUGACUAGGAAUCAAGAAAAAGAAUUAGUACUCCCACAUAUUACAGCUGCCUAAAACUUUAAAGUGUUUUGUCAUCAAUGAUUACUGUUGGCUGCCAUUCAGAGGCCAAAGUCAGAAGUCAAGCAAUAUU
Ziziphus jujuba (common jujube) is the source of this 2292-nucleotide messenger RNA. RefSeq lists its product as uncharacterized. Gene Ontology annotation, molecular function: protein binding. The record is from RefSeq and is a predicted model, not a curated record. Bases 434 to 1951 code for a protein of 505 amino acids. The transcript is spliced from 7 exons. NCBI's taxonomy places the organism in Eukaryota, Viridiplantae, Streptophyta, Magnoliopsida, Rosales, Rhamnaceae.